GGCCGCCUCGGUGGCGCUGGCCGAGGGAGGGUUGGGCCUUUCUUUUGGUGUUCCUCUGUGCGCGUGGGCUCUGCUCGUCUGUUACGGUCUCCGUAGCCCUCGGGAGCCCAUUAUUCUCUUCCUUGAGGCCGCCGGUUGGGCGGCAGCGGGCAGAGCGAUGGGUACCUCACCCCGGCUCCCCUCCCCCAUGCCCGUUGCCCCGCCCGCCCUGGGCUGGGCGACGGGGUCAGGGGCCGAGCGGAGCUGGUUAUCAUUUAGUAUGGAAGAAGAUGAGUUCUUUGGAGAAAAAACAUUCCAGCAUUGUUGUGCAGAGUUCAUUAGACAUUCACAGCAGAUAGGUGAUGGCUGGGAAUGGAGAACUUUGAAGAAUGCAAGCUUCAUGAGGAAAAGAACCUGUUCACUUUCUGUUCACUACUGUAACCCUGAGGCUGAGUACAAUAUAUUGCAUGAAGACUCUUCUGAAGGCUACAUGUGCAAAACACACUUUCAAAUUAAACCCGAGACUCUGAUGUCACAUUCGGGAGCAUCUGCCUGUGUACAGACAUGUCUUCCCAUUGAGGAGGCUUUAGAACUACCCCUGGAUGAUUCUGAAGUGACUGAGACCACAACGGGAAGCCAAGUGAUUAAAUAUGAAUAUCAUGUUUUAUACUCCUGUAGCUACCAAGUGCCUGUGCUUUACUUUAGGGCAAGCUUUUUAGAUGGAAGACCUUUAGCUCUGAAGGACAUAUGGGAAAGAAUCCACGAGUGCUAUAAGACAAGGCUGCUGCAGGAGCCAUGGGACACUAUUACCCAACAGGAGCAUCCAAUACUUGGGCAGCCUUUUUUUGUACUUCAUCCCUGCAAGACGGAUGAAUUCAUGACUCCUGUGUUAAAGAAUUCUCAAAAAAUCAAUAGGAGUGUCAACUACAUCACAUCUUGGCUGAGCGUUGUAGGGCCAGUUGUUGGGCUAAAUCUACCUCUGAGUUAUGCCAGAGCAGCUUCUGAGGAUGAAUGAAAUGUCCAUCAACAAGGUCCAUACUGAACAUUUUUUAUUUGAUCUAUUCUAUCAAGUUUUACUGCAGUCUUACAUGUUAUAACACCUUUGGGUUCUUAUCCUCUGCUUUUGCUCCUGAGGUGAGGCUUUGCACCCUUUUUCUGAUUAUGCCUUUGCCAGUGACAUUGGAGAACUUUUCUCUAAAAUGGCCCAUUGUUCCAUGAGGUCAGCUGGUACCAUCAAGGCAGAAGGUGAAAUGUACAUUUUGUAAUUUCUGCAGACUGGACAAUCCAUCCACAGAUCCUCCCCACAUUGGAGACAUUUCAUUAAUGAUAUCAAACCAUAGACAACUUCUUGUGACUGUUCUCAACUGUGAUUAAAAUGGACAAUUUUGUAAUAUGUGACAAAAUCUAUUCAUUAUUAUACAGAUUUAAUAGCUGGUUUCUUGUGAAGGAACCCCUUUAAAAGUCUGAAGAAUGUGCAGAACCCAUUUUCAGAAAAAUGUGUGUGUGUGUGUGUGUGUGUGUGUGUGUUUGCAUAUACACACCCACAUAAAUCACACCCACCCCUAAUAUAUAUCAGAAAAUUCUGCACACAGUUGCAGGAGAUUCCUAGACUCUCUAAAAUCUAUGAGACAAAUCCUAGAUCAAGAAACUUGGUCAAUAAAUUGCAUUCACAGUGGCUUCCAUAUUAUAUCCUGAUCAAGAAAAAGAGGAGAAUAGUGACAGAAAGAAAAAAAAAAACCUACUUAAUUAUAAAUAAGAAAAUGUAUAAAAUACAGAAGGAACAAGAUCAACUAUUGUAUAUGGAAUUAAGAGUUUUGGGUAAAAAAAUGGAACUUACGGAGAACCUAAAGAAGGGGAAAGGGUCUUACUACCUACAAAUACACACAAAACAGAGCAUCAAACUAUAUAGAAAAAAUAUAAAGACAUAAUUAAGAUUGGAUAAAUUCACAAAACUGAUGGGGAAAAAAGUGAUAUGACAAAACAACCUAUUUCCUAUUGCUGUUUCCAAAGCAAGUGUUAAUAGACAAAACAUGUUUCAGCAAGUAGUGUUUCUCUCAACUGUUCUCAGCUGUGAUUAAAAUGCAAUGUUACUUAAAAUGUGGCUUACUUUGCCCACUAUUGUACAGAUUUAAACAUUAGCUGACUGAUUAAAAGUGGUAAGGAAGCAUAAUAUAUUCAUAGCAUCUAAACUUACUUGAAAAUUUGGGUAUGCUCCAUAUGUCCUACACUUUUAAUCCAGACACGUAACUUGACCCCUUGUUUUGUUUCUAAUUAACCACAGCAAAAGAGAUUUUAGAAAACUAGACUCUAAAAAACAAAAAACAACAACAACAAAAACCUCGUCGCCAUCAGUAGAGAACAGAAUUCAUGUCAAUAUUAUCACAAAGAACCAAGCAGAUCCUUGGUAGGCAUGUGGAAAGUACUUUUCUGACUGGAAGAUCUGAAAGAGUGAUAUGGGGCCAUCAUUUCCUCCUCCCUUCUGAGGGAGCAGCACUCCUUAGCACUAGAAUUACUGUUCAAAGCUUCAGGUUGUCUGGGAAGCCGAAUGUGUUACAAGGAAGGGAUUCUGAUGGUGCUCAUCAUGUGUGGCUAAAGUUCCAAGGUUCUGUGUGCGAGGGGUCCCCUCAUUUUUGAAGUUACACACCACACAUUAAAGGCUUGAAUGACAACCUGAAUGAGGUGGCCACUGGGUGUGUGCAUAUUUGGAAAUGUUGGUUAUCUGUGGUCAUGAGUCCCUUCAAAUGUGUCACUCUAAAAAUGAUUUUCACCUAAUGAGACAUAAAAUCAUGCGGUUUUAAUGUUUUAAUGCUUUGGUCUAGAACUCCUGUGGUCAUAUUAUCAUGACAAUAAGCUUUAGAAAUCCACUCAUCUUUCUUACAUACUAACAAACAUAACAUCACUUAACCAAAUAAUAUGGACAGUGCUAGAAAGUAAGAAUGCUUAGUACAACCUGCUAAGACAGUCCCUCAACUGUAGUGUCAUAAGAAACGUGAGUUGAAACUUGAAUGAUCCAUUGAAACAGAUUUUAUCGGUUAAAAUAAAGAUUAUACAAGCUGCCGUUAGUGAAAAUUUUAUCUUAAUAUGUAAUUUAUGAUGUCAGUCUCUUUUCUUGACUGUGCAAAGCUAAUAAAGAAACGUUAGCUACUGGGACAACCUUGAAACAGACUGCAGGAGUGUUAUCUACAGCAUGACUGUUAUGACCAAAUCCUGCCACCAGACAUGUUCCUAGAAUGAAACAAAGGGAAUUCAUACAUUUUGUAAUAGGACUGCUUGUUUCAUCACUUUUGAGAUUAGAAAGUUCUUUAUAUACUUUAGAUACAAGUCUUUUGUUGGGUAUAUGAUUUGCAAAUAUUUUUGGCUUGUCUCUGAUAUGUAUUUUCAUCCCUUUUUUUUCUUCUCUUUUUUUGGAGAGGGAGGGAGUGGAGGAGUGGGGGAGGGACAGACAAUGGAGGAGAGAGAAUCUAAGGUAGGAUCCAUGCCCAAUGAAGAGUCCAACACAGGGCUCGAACUCAUGACCGCAAGAUCAUGACCUAAGCCAAAAUCAAGAGUUGGACAUUUAAGCCACCAAAGCGCCCCUGUGUUUCCCUAUUUCCACCCUCUUAACAAGAUCUUUCGCAGAAUAAAAUUUUUAAUUUUGAAAAAGGCCAGUGUAUUCUUUAUUUUUUUCGGUGGAAUGUACUUUUGAUGUAUUGUCUAAGAGCUCUUCACCUAACUGUAAGUCAUUAAGGCUUUUCUUCUACAAGUUUUAGUUUUAUAUUUUAUAUUCAUAUUUUACACUCAUAUAUUAUGACCCAUUUUGAAUUAAUUUCUGUAUAAGGUGUGCAAUUUGAGGUCUGUUCUUUUUUGCAAAUUAAAGUCUAUACUGUAUACUGUAAAAACUAUCCUUCCUCCAUUGAAUUGCUUUUGUAUCUGUGUCAAAAAUCAGUUUGUCUUACCUGUGUCUUUUAAUGGAUUCUAUUUUAGUGAUCUGUGUCUACCUCUUCUCUAAUACCACACCCUCUUGAUUACUGCAGCUAUAAAUUAAAUCUUAAAACCAA
Molecule: messenger RNA, 4016 nt
Organism: Felis catus (domestic cat)
Lineage: Eukaryota; Metazoa; Chordata; Mammalia; Carnivora; Felidae
Gene: ATG10
Product: autophagy related 10
Exons: 9
Coding region: 158-994 (278 amino acids)
Biological process (GO): protein modification by small protein conjugation; macroautophagy; protein lipidation
Cellular component (GO): intracellular anatomical structure
Molecular function (GO): Atg12 transferase activity
Source: RefSeq, a predicted model, not a curated record